Anopheles arabiensis is the source of this 462-nucleotide messenger RNA. RefSeq lists its product as uncharacterized. Gene Ontology annotation, cellular component: cytosol. The record is from RefSeq and is a predicted model, not a curated record. The transcript has 2 exons. Bases 88 to 405 code for a protein of 105 amino acids. NCBI's taxonomy places the organism in Eukaryota, Metazoa, Arthropoda, Insecta, Diptera, Culicidae.
GCACCGUAGCAUUCGUUGACGUUCCUUACUUUCGGAUCUGCAUUCGUUGUGUACCAAUCUAACCGCCCACAGCAUAUAAUCAUCAGCAUGAAGUGCGACGCCGUGAUCGAGAAAAUUAAGGCCCGCGUUGCCGCCAUCGACCCGAACGGACCCCGCAAGGUGCUCGGUGUGUUCCAGCUGAACAUUGAGGCCGCCGACGGUGUGCAUGAGAUCGUCGUUGAUCUGAAGGCUCUGAAGGUGUCGGACGGUAAGGCUGGUUCGCCCGAUGUGGUGAUCAACCUGAAGGAUGAGGACUUCAUCGCCGUCGGAACGAAGGAGAUCCCGGUCAAGGAUGCCGUCGCCCAGGGCAAGGUGACCAUGACGGGCGAUCAGAACCUCUUCCAGGCCCUGGUUGAUGCGAUCUAAACAGAAAGACAGAUGAUGACUGAUUUAUUAAUAAAAGCGAAAAACCUUCAUUCGGAA